This is a messenger RNA of Drosophila kikkawai, 3841 nucleotides long. RefSeq lists its product as uncharacterized. The record is from RefSeq and is a predicted model, not a curated record. Lineage: Eukaryota; Metazoa; Arthropoda; Insecta; Diptera; Drosophilidae.
AAAUUACACGAAAAGCGAUAACGAAGGUAUUUUUCCCUCCUAACAACUCUGGCCACACUAAAAAAAGAAGAAGACAGAAGCGUGGGCAAAUUUGCAAAUUUAAACAAAAUAAGAAUAAUUUUACAAAUCUCCAGCAACAAAACGCAUUCCAAGGCACCACAACGGUUCAGAAUAAUUCUAUACACCAGUGAGCACCUGCCCUAAGUGCUACCAAAGCCAACAACCAAAUAAUACACAGAAGGCGGACGCCAGAAGCACCAAGCCCUACUGACUCAGGAUAAAUUCUUCCAAUUAAACGGUAAAAACCAUUCCCACCAGCUACUAGGGAGAGGCUUAGCAUGAAUCAUAGAAUCUCCAUACCACGCUUCUGCAAAUGAAACAUGCUGCCGCAGCUAAAGCCACUGAAGCUGAGCACCUUCCAGCAUAUCUGGCUGCAUUAGACCCGCCUGGAAUGAGCAUAAGGGAAAGACAUCACUAUAGACCGGAGAACAACAGAGAUCCUAGACUCAAUAAGAAAACAGGAAUAAAUAACGCCAUAUGCUCCCAAUCAACAACGCAAACUGAGGCACAACCAAUAACACAACCAGUUGAAAUGGAUAAUUACAAGGGAAAAGAAAAUAAGAAGGUCAGAGAUUGCACCACCCCUCAAUUUGAUCCCACCAUAAUUCCCAAAGUGGAAGAUACCCCCACCAAGUCAAGAGGAACAGAACUAGAAAGACUGCUACUGACCUCUCCCACUCCUUUCAACAAGAGCGCGAAUCUGUUAAUCAUGCAGUCACUACAAGCCACGUAUAACUCUGGAGGCGGUAAUGGAAACACCAGAAAGCAACUCUUCAAUGACAGUGAUGACGACAGCGAGAGCAACAUACCUUUGCAGCAGCUGGUCUCUGGCAAGAAAAUCAGAGGGCAAAACCUAAAGCGCCUCAAACCCUUGAAGUCGGCAAACAGGCCCUACACCAGAAGAAUCACGGGAGCGAUCAAAACAACUGUCUCCUACGCGGACAAACAGAGGCGCUCUAGAUCUCGGGCACCCAGAACUUCGGAGGAGCUUGAUCUGGCAAACCCUAUAGUUUACGAUGACAAUAACAAUAACAAUGAUAGCCUCUGCUCCCUCAGUCUCACGGCGGGCAACCUUCCAUUGGCCCACGGCAGUGACAUAACAACAAACGAAAUGAGGAAGAAUAAAGAGGAGGAUAUGCCCUGCUGCUCAAGCAGCCUAAACCAACAUGCCAUAAGCCCAACACUAACAAAUGAAAAUGCUAUCACAAUCCAGGCCCAGGAGACCCAAAUGCUGCGCACUGCCGAGGAAUCGGAACAGAAGAAGAACAAGGAGCCACCCACCGUUUCCUCACGACGCCAAAGGGCGACUGUACCAGCUAGGCCAACUCACCGAGGAGUUCAUCUGAAAACGAAAGCAGCCCGUGCAGCUACUGGAUCCCAACGCAAGAAGCUGAGCACACCCAAAGUGCACCAUUGUGGAUGCGGCAUCGGUAACAAUGAUGAGGUCAUGCUCGACAACAUAAAAAAAGCCAACAAGGCCAUCAUCAAGAUAAUAGAAUCUAUAGGCAAAAUACACAGACAAUGCAGAGAAACUAAUGACAAUAUUGAAAUUAACUAUCUAAGAAACCCCCAAUAGAAAUGGGAAUCAGUAAAACCAAUGAAAAUGCUCUUUAAUUUACUGACUUAAACAUUUAGCAUAAGAAACAAGCUUCAUUAAUCUUAACGAACUUAUCAGUUCAUUAUAUAUUAUGCCCAAAAUACAUAUCUGUUUUUGAAUAAACCUCUUUAUGUUUAAAACUAAGGGAAAUACAAUAAUAAAACCCUAUACUUGCUGUGCAAGACACCUUAUCUCACUAUGUAAAAGAAACAUACAUACAUACAUAAAUAUAAAACAAAAUCAAUAAACGAACACGUCAGCCUUAUUCAAAUAUUACUCAAUCUACGCCUAACUAAGGGAGGGAAGCCUUCACGGCACUUGAAACAAAUAAUGCUAGAAGCAGCUAGUAAUGAAUAACAGAAACUACACCAAUACAUUUGGAAAGCAUACUUAGCAAAACUAGAACAUAGCCAGCAGCGCUAAGUGCAAACAGUAGCAGGAAUAACAAUAUCCAGAAACAACCUGAACAUUAAUAUGCCCUAUGGCUGCCUAGAAUAAGCUGCCUGGACAAGAACUAAAACCUGCUCCAGAUGACAGAAUUAAAUAAUACAAACAGCCAAUUAACAUACUUACUAUAAAAUGCAGAAAUGACAGCACAAAAUCGGAAACCAAACAAAGAAAUACCCCGACAACCCACAAAUCCCCUUCUCCUGCGUAAUUCAUUAUAACCAAAAUAGGAAAUCAAGAUAUAAAUCACAAUUAUUAUUAAAAAAAUUUAUAUUAACCAAAUACUACAUCUCCCUUGCAGAAGAUUACUAAAUGCCAUAUAACAUACUACUUUGAAAUCCAACAGCAUGACACACACGCCUCUAGAAAGCAGACUUUGCCAGGACACCAGCAUCCAGAUAGGGCCAAAUCCAAACAGACUGAGACUCUAUGGCUCAAACAAAUUACAUGCACCUGCGCGAAGCCUGAAAUUAAAAAGCAAAUAAUAAUAAGUUCUCUCUAACCACCAGAUUGAGGGGCAAAACGCCUACCAAACCUCAAGCCUCCAUUGGAACGCUAACUUACGCCAAUCCAUCCUUAAAGGCCUUGCACCUCCUUAUUGGACGCUGCUGCGCAUCCCGACUGUUGCACUGGACUGGGAUUGACAUCUUUUAGGGCACGCUCACCAUGUGACGAAACAACCCAGCGACUUGCGUCCCACUCCCGUGUGGUGGUUGUGUGAUGCCCAGCGACGACCACAAACCUGGAAAAGGCAAAGAUAUGAGUUCCUGUUGCACUGCACCUGCAUCCUACCGGGCACUUCGCAACAUCCAGUCCCAUAUGAGCGGCAGCAGCGAUAUUUUGGCUGUCCAAUGGUACCAACUGGAACUCCCUGAAACACCAAACAGAGGGCGAAUUAACAAGACACAUACUGCAAAACAAUUGAUUGCACAACUCAGCAGUUAAGUCUGUGCGUGACCUGCCCUUAAGGCCAGAACAAAUGCCAAACAUCCUGACAUGCUCCCUGCAAUAUCACAACCUUUGAUGACUGCCAAAAUAUCACUCAAAUGUACACCUGGAGACAAUCAGAACACAGCCAACAUAGCUAAAUAUUAAGCUAAAUAACACUCAUCGAACAUGCCUGUGCGAUACCUGCCAUAUGGCCGAACCAAAGCCAAGAUGCUAACACUGAUGCUGAAAAUUAAAAAUAACAAACAUCAGACCCCCACACCUAUCCCAUACUCACCCAGUCCCUCCCCCAUAUAACUUGCAAAGUACUCAUACAUUCCUUAACUCAACAGAUUAACCAUCACCACUGCAAAUACGACCAGUUAAUCAACAAGCCUCCACUGGAUUGCUACCUAUGCCAACCUGCUCUGAAAGGCUCCUUACCUCCCUACUGGACGCUGCCGUGCAUUCCAACUGCUCCACUGGACUGGGAUUGGCAUCUUUUACAUGCAGAUAAAGGACGUACGCUGAUGGCUGCGUACCUUAAAAUGGCAGAGACAUGUAAAGCAGCCGCCUUGCACCAUGCGAUACACAGACCAACCCCCACCUAGCCCUAACUGCCACGAGCUGCCAACUGCGUAGGUGAUCGCGCAGCUCGCAUGGCUACCGAGCAACAGCAACUGACAUGGGUCACCAACUGCGUAGCGCCUGCGUGACCCAUACUGCAACUGAGUCAGCGCACCUGAUGAGAUGACAAGCGGCCACCUGGAGCUUUAGCCAAAAUUCCCACCCCUAUGCUGCAUACAAUAA